This is a messenger RNA of Gigantopelta aegis, 3627 nucleotides long. RefSeq names its product flocculation protein FLO11-like. The transcript has 2 exons. The coding region runs from base 1 to 3627 and encodes 1208 amino acids. Lineage: Eukaryota; Metazoa; Mollusca; Gastropoda; Neomphalida; Peltospiridae. The record is from RefSeq and is a predicted model, not a curated record.
AUGACACCAGGAACUGAGCCAAUGUCAACUGAUAUUAAUACUGAGAGAAACGGUGCACCAGGAACUGAGCCGAUGUCAACUGAUAUUAAUACUGAGAGAAACGGUGCCCCAGGAACUGAGCCGAUGUCAACUGCUAUUAAUACUGAGAGAAACGGUGCCCCAGGAACUGAACCGAUGUCAACUGCUAUUAAUACUGAGAGAAACGGUGCCCCAGGAACUGAGCCGGUGCCAACUGCUAUUAAUACUGAGAGAAACGGUGCCCCAGGAACUGAGCCGAUGUUAACUGAUAUUAAUACUGAGAGAAACGGUGCACCAGGAACUAAGCCUGUGUCAACUGCUAUUAAUACUGAGAGAAACGGUUCCCCAGGAACUGAGCCGAUGUCAACUGAUAUUAAUACUGAGAGAAACGGUGCCCCAGGAACUGAGCCGAUGUCAACUGCUAUUAAUACUGAGAGAAACGGUGCCCCAGGAACUGAACCGAUGUCAACUGCUAUUAAUACUGAGAGAAACGGUGCCCCAGGAACUGAGCCGGUGCCAACUGCUAUUAAUACUGAGAGAAACGGUGCCCCAGGAACUGAGCCGAUGUUAACUGAUAUUAAUACUGAGAGAAACGGUGCACCAGGAACUGAGCCGAUGUCAACUGAUAUUAAUACUGAGAGAAACGGUGCACCAGGAACUGACCCGGUGUCAACUGAUAUUAAUACUGAGAGAAACGGUGCACCAGGAACUGAGCCAAUGUCAACUAAUAUUAAUACUGAGAGAAACGGUGCACCAGGAACUAAGCCUGUGUCAACUGCUAUUAAUACUGAGAGAAACGGUUCCCCAGGAACUGAGCCGAUGUCAACUGAUAUUAAUACUGAGAGAAACGGUGCCCCAGGAACUGAGCCGAUGUCAACUGCUAUUAAUACUGAGAGAAACGGUGCCCCAGGAACUGAACCGAUGUCAACUGCUAUUAAUACUGAGAGAAACGGUGCCCCAGGAACUGAGCCGGUGCCAACUGCUAUUAAUACUGAGAGAAACGGUGCCCCAGGAACUGAGCCGAUGCUAACUGCUAUUAAUACUGAGAGAAACGGUGCACCAGGAACUGAGCCGAUGUCAACUGCUAUUAAUACUGAGAGAAACGGUGCCCCAGGAACUGAACCGAUGUCAACUGCUAUUAAUACUGAGAGAAACGGUGCCCCAGGAACUGAGCCGGUGCCAACUGCUAUUAAUACUGAGAGAAACGGUGCCCCAGGAACUGAGCCGAUGUUAACUGAUAUUAAUACUGAGAGAAACGGUGCACCAGGAACUGAACCGAUGUCAACUAAUAUUAAUACUGAGAGAAACGGUGCACCAGGAACUAAGCCUGUGUCAACUGCUAUUAAUACUGAGAGAAACGGUUCCCCAGGAACUGAGCCGAUGUCAACUGCUAUUAAUACUGAGAGAAACGGUGCCCCAGGAACUGAACCGAUGUCAACUGCUAUUAAUACUGAGAGAAACGGUGCCCCAGGAACUGAGCCGGUGCCAACUGCUAUUAAUACUGAGAGAAACGGUGCCCCAGGAACUGAGCCGAUGUUAACUGAUAUUAAUACUGAGAGAAACGGUGCACCAGGAACUAAGCCUGUGUCAACUGCUAUUAAUACUGAGAGAAACGGUUCCCCAGGAACUGAGCCGAUGUCAACUGAUAUUAAUACUGAGAGAAACGGUGCCCCAGGAACUGAGCCGAUGUCAACUGCUAUUAAUACUGAGAGAAACGGUGCCCCAGGAACUGAACCGAUGUCAACUGCUAUUAAUACUGAGAGAAACGGUGCCCCAGGAACUGAGCCGGUGCCAACUGCUAUUAAUACUGAGAGAAACGGUGCCCCAGGAACUGAGCCGAUGUUAACUGAUAUUAAUACUGAGAGAAACGGUGCACCAGGAACUGAGCCGAUGUCAACUGAUAUUAAUACUGAGAGAAACGGUGCACCAGGAACUGACCCGGUGUCAACUGAUAUUAAUACUGAGAGAAACGGUGCACCAGGAACUGAGCCAAUGUCAACUAAUAUUAAUACUGAGAGAAACGGUGCACCAGGAACUAAGCCUGUGUCAACUGCUAUUAAUACUGAGAGAAACGGUUCCCCAGGAACUGAGCCGAUGUCAACUGAUAUUAAUACUGAGAGAAACGGUGCCCCAGGAACUGAGCCGAUGUCAACUGCUAUUAAUACUGAGAGAAACGGUGCCCCAGGAACUGAACCGAUGUCAACUGCUAUUAAUACUGAGAGAAACGGUGCCCCAGGAACUGAGCCGGUGCCAACUGCUAUUAAUACUGAGAGAAACGGUGCCCCAGGAACUGAGCCGAUGCUAACUGCUAUUAAUACUGAGAGAAACGGUGCACCAGGAACUGAGCCGAUGUCAACUGCUAUUAAUACUGAGAGAAACGGUGCCCCAGGAACUGAACCGAUGUCAACUGCUAUUAAUACUGAGAGAAACGGUGCCCCAGGAACUGAGCCGGUGCCAACUGCUAUUAAUACUGAGAGAAACGGUGCCCCAGGAACUGAGCCGAUGUUAACUGAUAUUAAUACUGAGAGAAACGGUGCACCAGGAACUGAACCGAUGUCAACUAAUAUUAAUACUGAGAGAAACGGUGCACCAGGAACUAAGCCUGUGUCAACUGCUAUUAAUACUGAGAGAAACGGUUCCCCAGGAACUGAGCCGAUGUCAACUGAUAUUAAUACUGAGAGAAACGGUGCCCCAGGAACUGAGCCGAUGUCAACUGCUAUUAAUACUGAGAGAAACGGUGCCCCAGGAACUGAACCGAUGUCAACUGCUAUUAAUACUGAGAGAAACGGUGCCCCAGGAACUGAGCCGGUGCCAACUGCUAUUAAUACUGAGAGAAACGGUGCCCCAGGAACUGAGCCGAUGUUAACUGAUAUUAAUACUGAGAGAAACGGUGCACCAGGAACUGAGCCGAUGUCAACUGAUAUUAAUACUGAGAGAAACGGUGCACCAGGAACUGAGCCAAUGUCAACUAAUAUUAAUACUGAGAGAAACGGUGCACCAGGAACUAAGCCUGUGUCAACUGCUAUUAAUACUGAGAGAAACGGUUCCCCAGGAACUGAGCCGAUGUCAACUGAUAUUAAUACUGAGAGAAACGGUGCCCCAGGAACUGAGCCGAUGUCAACUGCUAUUAAUACUGAGAGAAACGGUGCCCCAGGAACUGAACCGAUGUCAACUGCUAUUAAUACUGAGAGAAACGGUGCCCCAGGAACUGAGCCGGUGCCAACUGCUAUUAAUACUGAGAGAAACGGUGCCCCAGGAACUGCGCCGAUGUUAACUGAUAUUAAUACUGAGAGAAACGGUGCACCAGGAACUGAGCCGAUGUCAACUGAUAUUAAUACUGAGAGAAACGGUGCACCAGGAACUGACCCGGUGUCAACUGAUAUUAAUACUGAGAGAAACGAGCAGAUGGACGUUUCAGAAUCUAUCGACGUCAUAAUGAACGUUACGCCACCAACUGUGUUCUACAACACGAUCGUUUCGGUGGCGGUAGUGUCAUGGUGUGGGCAGGGAUUCACCAUGAUGGUCGUACUGCUUUGGUGCGAGUUAAUGGAGCGCUCAAUGGCCAGCUCUACUGGGACGAGAUACUGCAACAUCACGUCGUUCCACUGA